Messenger RNA from Neurospora tetrasperma FGSC 2508, 1490 nucleotides. RefSeq lists its product as uncharacterized. Gene Ontology annotation, cellular component: extracellular region. Gene Ontology annotation, biological process: defense response. The transcript has 2 exons. The record is from RefSeq and is a predicted model, not a curated record. Bases 1 to 1482 code for a protein of 493 amino acids. Lineage: Eukaryota; Fungi; Ascomycota; Sordariomycetes; Sordariales; Sordariaceae.
AUGGUCACCGAAAAGUCACCUAUCAUAGCGCCUGGUCAGAAGGGUAUCCGAAAACCAACACCAGAUAUCGAAGGUCACUCGCCCGCCACCUACAAACAACCUCGCGGGGGCAGUCUCGGAUGCUUUAUGAGAGGUGCUCUGAGCUUCCUGCUUAUCCUCCAUGAACAGACCACCGGCGUGGCAGCCCAGAGCUUCGACCCAACUCGUCUACCUACAACGUUGGUCUCAAAGGCUCCCGUUGUGAGUCCCACUUGGAAAUCUCCUCCUGCUGUUACUCCUACGUCGAAGCCGCCUCCCGUUGUCGGCCCGACAUCGAUCGCUUCCUCUGUCCCUAUACCCCGUAGCUCUAAUAUAAAGGGCACUUCGAAUCCAACCUCGACCCCGCCAAACCCGACCCCUAUACCUCUCGUCAUCACCAACAGCUGCCCUGAUACGAUAUGGCCCGGAAUUGGUACGCAGAAUGGCAUCGGACCUGAAGUUGGCGGCUUCGAGCUUGCCCCUGGCGAGACGAAGCCACUGUUUGUCAGUCCUGACUGGCAAGGCAGAGUAUGGGGACGGACCAACUGCUCGUUCAACAACGACGGAACGGGGCCGAGCAACCUGAAUGGCGUGAAUGGAAAUGGAGCAGCUUGCAUGACUGGAGACUGCUUUGGCAGGCUUAACUGCGAGUUUACGGGCCAAGUCCCAGUAACCCUCGCCGAAUUCAAUUUGCUCGGCGGGAUAAACUCCGACCAGACCUUCUACGAUAUCUCCCUCGUAGACGGCUACAACCUGCCCCUCGGCAUCAUCUACAUCCCCGCCGCCAACACAACCUGGAUCCCCCCGAAUCUGACCAACUGCGUCUGCAUCGCCUCAGCCGGCUUUCUCGACCCGCCCUCUAGAUCAGGGCUCUAUUACACUAACAAGACCUUCCCCAUUCCCUGGGAAUCGGACCAAACCAACCCCUCGGUCGGCGGCUGGUGUCCCUGGGACCUGCAAGAAUACCCGCCCUCAAAGCCAGGCGACGGCAUUUACCCGUACCCGGACGACUCGAUCCAGCGCCCCGUCUUCGACCCGUGCCUGUCGGCCUGCGCGGCGACGGGGAAUCCCGAGGACUGCUGCACGGGCAAGUACGACGAUCCAAGCGUUUGUAUCCCGAGUCUGUACAGCGAGAACGCGAAGACGGUGUGUCCGGAUGCGUACAGCUAUGCGUUUGAUGACCAGACUAGCACAUUCAUUAUUCCCAAUGGAGGUGGGUGGGAGGUGGUGUUUUGUCCGAGGGGCAGAAGCACCAAUAUUCUGAGGAUCUUUGGGGAGGAGUUGAGAACGAUAGCCAGUGGUGGGGGACUAACAAGAGAGAUUUUGGAGAGGGUCCGGAAUCGGACAUAUAUCGAAAGUGCAAAUUCGAAGGGCUUGAGUGGCGCGGGGAUGGUACAGCGGCCUGGCGCUGCGGUUUUCGGUGUCGUGGCUUUGAUGUGGAUGUGGAUGGUGUUCUGGUGCUGAUGGUUUUC